CCCGUCUGACCCGACUGACGUGCCAUACGAUUACUACGACGAGAACCCGGACGAGUGCGAGGUGGUGGGCGACCUGUUCGAGAAGCGGAAGCGCUGGCUGCAAAAGGGCCCGCGCCCGCGCGCCUCAGUGGCGACGUUCGCCGACGAGCCGCCCGCCGUGGACGAGGCGGACGACGAGGCGCGGCGUCUGGUGUGGCCCACUCUGCGGCGGAGCCGCAUUGUCGGCCGUGGCGGCGAGACCGUGGUGGCGCCUCCAAGCCUGCUGCCGCCGUUCGUGAGGUACCCGUCGGACCUGAGCCUGGUCCACCUCGGUCCACCUCAGCAGGCGAGGUGCCUGAAGUCCAAGCGGGCCUAUCGGCGGCGGCCGGACGAUCGGCGCGUGGUGAAGUUCGUCGGCGUGGAUCUGGAUUGCCCCGUCGGCGGCCUCGUCGAC
Molecule: messenger RNA, 433 nt
Organism: Prorocentrum cordatum
Lineage: Eukaryota; Dinophyceae; Prorocentrales; Prorocentraceae
Source: the annotation of a GenBank genome assembly